GUCACAACCCGAUCAUACAUUCGCUCCUUAACAAUCUCGUGCGGUGCCAAACUGACACGCAGCCCGGCCAGCACGUGACCUAAUCACUUUCUGAUCGCAGCCUCCCUCGCGAUUUUUCUUUCGGAUGAUCACACUUAGAAUGACUCGUAACCGUGGAAUGAAACUUUGCAGCGUGCACGGCCUGAUGUAAAAAAGCGAUACUUGCUGCCAAUGGCCAGACGAGGCCUACAGAGUGGCACCCCCGCGGCUGCCCUUGGACUCGGUGAUCGAGGAUGACGAACAGCUUAUGUUUGACAUGGACCACCACUUGCGACACUGCCAGUGCGACUGUGGACACGUCGGAUACGACGCAGCGCACCGGCACAAAUUCCAGGUGGAGGUGGUCGAUUGCUGCGAAGAGGGCUCUGAGAGCUCGAGCUACGACGGGCCCCCGAGCCCCAUUCCGCGCCUCCUGCCCCCAGCACCGCCGUGCAGCAGACACCCGGACUCGAUGAUCACGCCCAGCUCGGACAGCAAGAGCCCUGACAGCAGCAGAACGCUGGUUGUCUACCCGACCACCAUCCCGCCAGUGGAUCUUACAAGCAAGCACUGGCUGGCAGUGAUAUUGGUUCUCACGAUGGCGGCCGCCGCCGGUUUGGGGGUGCCACUCGCCCUCAAAGUUCAGUCCGGCGCCUCGCUCGAGGAGCGCAUUGAGGCGGCCAAGAGACUGCUGCAGGAAGUGCCGCUCAUCGACGGGCACAAUGAUUUACCUUGGAACAUCCGGAAAUUCGUUCACAACCACUUGGACGACUUCCGCUUUUCUGAGGACCUGCGCAAGAUCACGCCGUGGUCCAGCAGUGCAUGGUCACACACUGAUUUACCAAGAAUGAAAGCCGGUUUCAUCGGUGCUCAGUUUUGGGCAGCGUAUGUUCCGUGCGAGUCGCAAUUCCGAGACGCAGUGCAGCUUACCCUGGAGCAGAUCGACGUGAUCAGGAGACUGACUCAGAAGUACGAGCCCCACCUGACACUGUGUCUGUCAGCGGCAGACAUCCGGACAGCGCACGAAGCAGGUCGCAUGUGCAGUCUGAUUGGGGUCGAGGGAGGCCACUCACUGGGCAACUCGAUGGCGGUUUUGCGGUCGCUGUACGACCUCGGCGUCCGCUACCUCACUCUCACCUCGACCUGCAACACUCCGUGGGCGGACUGUUCGCUGGCCGACAAGCCGAAUUCCGGAGCGUUGCCCCAGAACGGAGGACUGAGCAAAUUUGGCAAGAGCAUCGUGAAGGAGAUGAACCGGCUGGGCAUGAUCGUGGACCUGUCGCACGUGUCGGUGAACACGAUGCGGGCCGCUUUGGCCGCCUCACAGGCCCCCGUCAUCUUCUCGCAUUCGUCGGCCCGCGCGCUCUGCAACUCUACCAGAAACGUCCCCGACGACAUCCUCAAACAAGUGGCCUUAAACCGAGGAUUGGUGAUGGUGAAUUUUUACUCCCUGUUCCUGACGUGUCAAGAAAAAGCAACAGUCGAAGAUGCAGUCGCUCACAUAAAUCAUAUUCGGAGCGUGGCCGGAGUGGACUGUGUUGGACUCGGCGCCGGCUACGACGGAAUCAACUUCACCCCGCUGGGACUGGAAGACGUGUCCCGCUACCCUGCCCUGUUCGCCGAGCUCAUCCGCACCGGCAAGUGGUCCGCCGACGAGAUCAAGCAGCUCGCAGGUCUCAAUUUCCUCAGGGUUUUCGAGAGCGUGGAAAAUCUUAGAGAAAAAUUGAAAACAUCAGGGAUGACGCCGUUGGAAGAAACCAUACCGCCAAGGUUCAUUAAAAACAAAAGUAACUGCACCACGCCAGACAUCUGAGCCCACACAAAAACAGGAACCAAACUCUUCGUGCUUUUUGGCACACCACUUAGGCGCACUGUCGUACUUGCAAGGAGCAGAUUUUAUGCAAAAAUGUUUUGUCAGGUGAACCGACGGAAAUACUCCAAAGUACCUUCUCAUAUCAUAUUAGUGCGGCUCAAAUUUCUCACCGUGUUCUACCACGAGAGCUGCUUUUUUAUUUAUUCACUCCGCCCCUUCUACUUGUGUCUCGAAACCAUCGCAUUUCCAAUCUGUAAAUAAUUUAAUUUGUAUAGCAGUGCACGAUUUAACCUGUUGCACUUUUUGACACAGUGACUGCAAGACGUGGAUUUUCUCGUAAAAUUGAUGGAAUUGAUAUAAAUUGUAUGUGGUCUCUCCAGAUUAAUUUUAAAUCAGCAAAACAAUCCUGAACUAAAUGAAGGCUGCUCUUCGUCACUUUGGCAAAUAUCUGUGCACAAAAUUGCGAGAGCAUUGAUAGAGCAGAAUUUUCAAGCAUAUUGAAACUUUUUCAUGUAGACGAGAGCUAGUGAUUUUUAUAAAAACGGAAAAUGUGGCAGGUAUAGCGCCACGAAAUAACAAACUUUUAUAGAGCUUGAUGUACGUAUGUUCAAUUUAAUACUAAAACGACGUGUAUGAGCCAUGCAUAUUUAUAACCAUUGUAGAGCGCGUAGAAUUACACAGCGUACGCGCACUCGCUUCGGUUUCGACCCAAAACGUGAAAAGCUGUUCAUUCCGAUAUUGUUAUUCCCUAUUCAAUUAGCUUUUCGCAAUAAUAACCAGCAACAAAACGAGGGGGGCGAACGCGCGCGCUCUUGGAUGAAAUUAGUUAGCUGGUAUCGGAAACGGUGCGCGCUCGGCGAAUUAAGGAGCAGUCGUUUGCAACUGCGUCGGUGCCGCUUUCGCGCCAUGCAAAUGGCACACGAGUGCGCAAUGGCAAUAAAAACUUAUUUACGGCCACUAUUAAUUUCAACGACUCCUAUUAAGUGAGCACGACGCGUCUUUGGACAAUUCAGGGCGCCCCAAUCGAUGCGGAUUCGCCCACACAAUAAACUAACUGCUGCGCUCUCACAUUGUAAGUUCGGCACACCCGUUGAAAUCAGAGAUGAAAUUGUAUUGUGAAAAAUAGGGGGUUGAAACAGAAAUAUUUGAAUCUGUUAUAGCAGUAGUAGAAAAUGCUUUUGAUUAUUGCGAUUUUUUUUCUAAUGAUGUCACUAUUUUAAAACUUGAUAAAUCAAAACCGGAGUAAUUUUUCAUAGAGUGUGACAAUAAGAAGCAAUUUAACUAAUCUGAAUUUGUAUAUGAAUUGUACCUUUUGGACAUAAGCUUUAUUACAUUCAGAGUUAAUAACGAAAUGAAUGAAACUUUGCUCUAUACUUUUUCAUCUGUUAAAACCAAUUUUGAAUACAUACUAAAUUUUGUUAUAUUAAAUUCAACUAAAUAAAAAGUUAAUUUUGAAUCAUCUAAUAAAAACGCUCUAAAGAUCUAAAACUGUCUAAAAAGUGAAUUAAAACGUAAUAACCUUUAUACGUUAAUACUCAUCUCGAUUAAAUAAACCAAAGAGCUUCAUGAUCAUUAACAGUUAGUCAGAUUGGCAAUAAUAACAUGUUAUACUAUGACAGUUGAAUUUGCUCAAAAUUUAGCUUAACUGUUAUAAAAUGCAGCCUGAAUCUGCUUUUAAACUUUCUGAUUUACCGCUAGAAAGAGAGUGGAAGUUUCUAACUUAAAAUAUGUCCAUUUAAACCACUGAUGUGCCAACAAGAAACUAUUUCUGUGCCGUGUAAAAUAAGAAAGUGGCUGAACUUGUAAAUAAAUUUUAAAAAUCGAACACGUAACUAUCGCUACAACAGAGGCGGAGAAUACAUUGCCCUUUGUAAAUAUCAGGGAAGAGUGAUUUGUGCAGCGCCUGAGAAAAAAAAAUUGAGUCUUAAUGCUCGCUCUACCUGGCGAUUCCGUUGGUCGGUGUCGCGAGCUAUAAAUACGAUUGGAAAAGAGUGAGUCGGACGUUAACUUUAAGUGAUCAAAAAAUCGAGGGAGGUGAUGAUUGUUUAAAUUGAUCCAGACAACUGGUUUGUUGUUUAGUAUAAUAAAAACUGUACAAAUCAAAAUAGAGUUUCAUUUUAAUGCCCUGGCUGUCUAUUGCAAAGUUAAAU
Molecule: messenger RNA, 3981 nt
Organism: Cloeon dipterum
Lineage: Eukaryota; Metazoa; Arthropoda; Insecta; Ephemeroptera; Baetidae
Product: dipeptidase 1-like
Exons: 13
Coding region: 287-1831 (514 amino acids)
Biological process (GO): proteolysis
Molecular function (GO): metallodipeptidase activity
Source: RefSeq, a predicted model, not a curated record